UGGCGAUGUGUGAUGUUGAGAAGGGCGGGCGGGAUACUGGUGGUGGUGUGGGCGGUGGCGCUGGUUCUGGUGGUCUGCUUCGUCGGAGGCGCCCUGGCCGUCGGCGCCCAUAAUCCCUGUCCCAUCAGCGAGUUCACCUGCGACAAUCUCAGAUGUGUCUCCAAGGACCGAGUAUGCAACGGCAAGGACGAUUGUGGCGACAAAUCCGACGAGAAGCCAAACUGCACACCUUGCAACAUGACCUACUAUGGUGAAGUGGGUAGAAGCUACGAGAUUGAUCUUGAGGAAAACAGCAACUUGAAGCCACCAUUCACCUGCCACAUCACAUUCGUCGCCGGUGGUGACAUUUAUGGGGACCUUGUCCAGAUUGUCUUCCGGGACCUGGUCCUUGGCCAGUUCCGAUCUCAUCACGUUUGCGGCUGCCCUAAUGGCGAGCUCAUGAUUGAAGAACCCAACAGACCUCACAUAGGCGGAUCCUGGUGUGGUGGAACAAGUUUCCACAAUGUCUACUACAGUGAAACUAGUACUGUCACGGUGAAACUCAAAGUUCCAGCACCCGAACACGAGACUAUAGGAGAGAAGAAGAUUAGGCUUCGCCUCCUUUACAAAUUUCUCUUAACAGCAGAGUCAAUUGUUCGCUUUGGACCCUGGAAUAGUGCCAAAUACCUGGGAGUUUCUACUCCCGGAACAACUUGUGACCGCAUUUUCGACUCUUGUGACAGGCGUAAAUGUCGAAUACAAUCCCCAAAUUAUCCAGGAUUCUAUCCUCGUAAUAUCACCUGCCACUAUGUUAUUCGACAAGCUACAGUACCCCAUGGACGCCAUGCUUUGGUAAGUGUUGGUCAGGAGGAGAGAGGCAAGGUGCAUAUCAAGCAUACAGAUGCUGCAUGUGACAAUAAUCUUCAGUUAUGGCUAGAUGAAGAUUGUGACGUUGUAGGGGACACUCUAUCAAUAUACGAAAUUCAAGGAGAGAGUCGGCGACUCUUGAUUCGAUUCUGCGGAGGUGGGAAAGUGCCGCGCAUAACUGCCAGUGGAGCUGAGCUUUUACUUGUCUUCCAGACAUCUCCCUUUGAUAACCUAUAUUUUGACCCCUCAACCAUAACACACCCUGGUUUUGAGUUAGAUAUAGGUGUAGUUUUUGUACCCAAAAACUCCUUCCUGUAUGCUGACCAGAAAUGUGAAUUUGAGAUAUCAAGUUUUGAAGCACCUAGAGGUCAUUUUGAAAAUGUUGCUCAUUCUCUUCCUCGAGACAGCAAAUGUAUUUACAAAUUCAAGGGACGACCAGAUGAAGUCAUAUGGCUUUAUUUUACACGUCUGAAGUCAGUGUAUACACAGCCAUUGUCCCGGGAUGGCCCUCACUGCCGGAUCAGAGUUAGCCUGGUGGAAGGUGAAAAUGCUGAUGGAAAUGUGCUAGAAAACACAUGUGGCCCUCUAGGAGUGAGAGUAUGUCACCGUGAACAACUAGGCCCUGGAAGAAAUAGAACUCGACCUUGUGGUUCUCAGGAAAGUUAUCUUACUCAAGAUUAUCACGCAACAUUGACAAUUCACUAUUUACUUCCAUCUACCGUAGCAGACCUGCACUUUCGCCUUCAUUAUGAAUUUGUAUAUGCUGGACCCAGAGCUGCAGCUUUAAAUAAACCAGAACCGUGUGACAGGCAAAUCAACAGUGACCGUAGCAAAAAAGGACUUUUAUCAUCUCCAGCAAAUAACCUUCUGUACGGAAAAUUUGGUGCAACAAAUCUAAAAUGUCAAUACAAUCUUCAAGGGAAACCAAAUGAAGCAGUUAGAAUAACUUUCAUAUACUUUUAUGCCCAUAAUUCUUCUUGUCCAGGCAGAAGCACUCCACUCCAAGCUUGUGGUCGACCGGCACCCCUUGAAGGUCGAGGAGCAAGGCUUGAAGUGUCUGAGUGGCCAUGGCCAGGAGUAGAACUUCCUCAGGCUUGCAUAUGUAAUGGUCUUAAUCUACCUGCCACCCUACUGUCUUACUCAGCUUCAUUAACCAUUACAUUUUCUGUUGUGGGCAUGGAUGUAUUUGAUGAUUUUUCUCACUUUAGUUUUGAGCUUGAAUACGAAUUUGUCCCUGUGGAAGCUUGUGAGGAAUCAAGAAUUGUCAAAGGAGAAGCUGGAACUCUUAGUCUUGCAAUUCGACCACCACCAGGACCAUGUCGAGGUCAUCCUUGGCUCUUGCAACCUACCUCUAAUCAUUUCCUUCUAGUAUCAGUACCUGGAAAGGCAAUACGAGGGGGUUUGCAAGGAGCUGCACAUGGCCAGCUCAUUGAAGCUGAUGAUUCACUCCCUCAAGAGGCAUGCCAAAGUUCAGAGCUCCAUGUUUAUCAGCCUGGUAACCCUCGACCACUAAGUGCUGUUUGUGUUUCUCCAGGUGCUGCAGACACUGUACACGUAUUUUCAGAAGGAUUCAAUGAACCAUUAUCAUUAGACUACCUUGGAGAAGAGGCAAGAUCCUUAAUAGUUGUAUUAUUAAGCAGACCUGCAUAUUUAGCUGGCCAAGCAUCACAGCAGCAAUACUCAUCAAUAAAUGUUCGCUGGGUAGAAGCUGCACCUAGGUGGCUUGCUGCAAGAUGUGCCACUGAAUGCCCAUCAGUACAUGCAUGCAUCAGUGCAUCACUGUUCUGUGAUGGUACUUGGCACUGUCCUUCUGGAGACGAUGAAGCAGUAGUUACAUGUCUCAUGGCUCUAUCUCCCUGGCUUUGGCUUACAUUUGGUCUUGCAAUUGGGUGUAUCUCAGUUUUAGGUAGUUGGUGGGGAUGGACCUACUGGAAGACACGGCACAGAUGUGACUCCUCUAAUGGCUGCAGUGAAGAAGUAUUAACUCCAGGUCAUCAUGAAUCUCCCCCUGAACCACCAGAAUACCCUGAAUGCAUUGAUGUUGACUUUGAAACGACCGUCUGACAAUACGCCCCCCGUG
Molecule: messenger RNA, 2926 nt
Organism: Macrobrachium nipponense
Lineage: Eukaryota; Metazoa; Arthropoda; Malacostraca; Decapoda; Palaemonidae
Exons: 2
Coding region: 13-2910 (965 amino acids)
Cellular component (GO): plasma membrane
Molecular function (GO): protein binding
Source: RefSeq, a predicted model, not a curated record